Lates calcarifer (barramundi perch) is the source of this 2494-nucleotide messenger RNA. RefSeq names its product origin recognition complex, subunit 3 (gene orc3). Gene Ontology annotation, molecular function: DNA replication origin binding. Gene Ontology annotation, biological process: DNA replication; DNA replication initiation. NCBI's taxonomy places the organism in Eukaryota, Metazoa, Chordata, Actinopteri, Centropomidae. Gene Ontology annotation, cellular component: DNA replication preinitiation complex; nuclear pre-replicative complex; nuclear origin of replication recognition complex. The record is from RefSeq and is a predicted model, not a curated record.
ACACACCGGAGCAGGAGCGUCUACGCUGAACACACCCUCUUCCGCAAACGUCAUAUUGGCGGGAAGUAGCAGCUACUUUGUCCGGCUAAACACAAGCGUCAUUUUAAGUACUAAAUAUUUAACUUUAAUUAAGACUACAGCGCUAAAACACUGACAUAAAGUUGACUGACCUGUUUCGUGUAGCUAAUGCUGAGAUGUCUACUUCAUCUGUGUCAAAGGGCUGUUUUGUUUUCAAGCCAAGUGCUAAGAAGAAAAAGACGCUGAGUUUGGUGGACUAUUUCACUGAUGGCUGUGAAGGUGCUGAAAACAGUGAAGUGCGAUUCAAACUCUGUCAGGAUCUAUGGGACAAAAUCAAAGCAGACACAGAGGUUUUACAGGAUGAACUCAACAGGAAAAUCCUGGACAGUUUGCUGGACUUCACCAGAAAGUGCUCUUCCACCCGUCAACACAGUGACUGGGCAUCGCAGAUGAGAGCCAGCGAGAUUCCCACAGCAGCUCUAGUCCUUGGUGUGAAUGUCCCAGAUCAUGACAUGACUUUUCAGAGUUUGUCUGAGCUGCUGCAGCAGUCAGUCACUCCUCAUGUUGCCUCUGUACAGGCCAAAGAGUGUGGAGCAUUGAAGCAUUUGAUGAAGAGGGUGCUGGAGAGGUUAAUGGAUACAGUUGUGACUGUGGAUGAUGAGGAGGAGGAGGGGGAGGAGGCUGAGCAGACCGAGCAGACCAGUGCUCAGCUCCACAAGAGCGUGCACUGUUCCCUCGGCACGCUCUGUGAUUGGUACAACACAAAAACAAAGGUGAGGCCCACUGGUACUCCUGGAAAAAAGCGUAGUUCUCCAGCUAAAGAUGAGCAACAGCAGCCUCCUGUUGUGAUUAUUUUCAAAGACUUGGAGGCUUUCAAUCCACGAGUUCUCCAAGACUUCAUACUCAUCUGCAGUCGGUACAUUGAACGUCUCCCACUGAUGUUCAUCUUUGGCAUCGCCACGGCACCCAGCACCAUCCAACACAUGCUGCCUCACUCUGUGUCCUCCCUGCUGUGUAUAGAGCUCUUCCAGUCCCUGUCCUGCACCCAGCACCUGGCCACAGUCAUAGACAAGUUGAUCCUGACACCAAAGUUCCCUUUUAAGCUCAACGGUAAAGCGAUGCAGGUGCUGAUCAGCAUCUUCCUCUACCACGAUUUCUCAGUGAGAAACUUCAUCAAGGGCAUUCAGCUGGCUCUGCUGGAACACUUUCACUCCCAGCCUCUCAGUGUUUUGUGCUGCAGGAAGAAGGAGGCCCUGCUUCACAUGACACAGCUCAGUCACCGCGACGUGGAGAGGAUCAGGCAGCUGCUGUCGUUCAAGAGGUAUGUAGAGAAGCAGGAACAACAGGAACAAGUCAAUCUAUUAAAGGACGACAAUCAUUUAAAGGAGGUGUGUCAGAGACUGAUAAAGGACCUUAAUAAAUACCACAAAAACUAUUACCCUGUCCUGAGGUGUCUCCACACUCUGACCUCAUCAUUACCUCGAUACCCCCUUGGAAAACAGAUCAGGGAGCUCCAUUUAAUAUGCCUUGAGAAGAAUGUGUGGGAGAAUGAGGAUUACCAGACAGCCAUGAAGCUUCUGAGGAUGCUGGCGAAAGACGAGCUGAUCACUUUGCUCCAGAGGUGCGCAGAGACUCUGCAGUCUGUCAAGUCAAAGAAGAUGAAGAACGCUCUUGUCCAGCUGGAGGAGCUGCUCACUAAAUUUAAACAGCUGGACACAGCUGUCGAAACUGCCCCCACUGUGGAGGAGAGUUUCACCUCUCCAGUGAAAAAUCUUCAGAAGAAAACAGAUCUCUUCCAGCUGCAGAAGACGCUGCUGGAGAUGAACGAGACUCGCAGAUCCAAGAAACUGAGUCCAUUUGAGGUUCUCCGAAAUGAAGCCCUCGACUUUAUUGACGGCUUAGUGAGGAGCUACCUGUCUCCCCCAGAGUCUCAGACACUGAACGAAGUCUGCUACUACAGCUCGUCUGCCACUGUGCGGCGCCACCUCAACGCUACGCCUCGUACUUCAAUUCAAGCGGCGCUCAGCAGUCCCUACUAUUAUCUUCAGAAUGACAACCUGAAGACUGAGGAUGGAUCAGUUUCUAAUGCUGCUCCUGAUAUCUGCAUCGCUUACAAGCUGCAUCUGGAGUGUGGAAGGCUGAUCAACCUUUAUGAUUGGCUAGAAGCCUACGCCACUGUGGUGUCUGCAGCUGAGGGUAACGAUCCAGACUCUGACAAUUUUGGGAAAGUGGAUGAAGUCAAACACGCUCGCUUCAUCCAAGCUGUAUCAGAGCUCGAGUUUCUGGGAUUCAUCAAGUCUACCAAGCAGAAGACGGAUCACGUGGCCCGACUCACCUGGGGAGGCUGCUGACCAACUCAUCAAGAAAGAUACGAUCUGUAUGUCUGUAGAUACUGAGCACUUAUCAAGUGUGAUUUGGAUUUAUAUUUCAUAUCGUAUUUCCCUCUAAUAAAAGAUAUGUUGUUAAUGUCUGAUAA